CCGUCUUCAGCUAGUCUGACGCAGCCAAUCACAUUUGAGCUUCCUUCCGGGUUGUGCACAGGUGAUCAGGGCAACGUGUUCUUGUCGCAGGGCUAACAUUUUGAGGUGGUUAAGUAAACUAGCUGUGUCUCACCCUAAAAAUGGCCAAAAGUCUUCGGAGCAAAUGGAAGCGAAAGAUGCGGGCGGAGAAGAGGAAGAAAAAUGCCCCCAAGGAGCUGGCUCGACUCAAACAGGCUCUGAGUCUGGAUAAAAAAGGAGAAGCAGAUAUGAGCGACCUGCAGGACAUCGCCACGGUGGUACCGGCCGACAAGAUAACGAAGCAGACUGAUGUUGAGAUGGCAGCACAGGAGGAGGAGUGUGACGGGAAGAUGGACAUGGACAAGAAGCGCAGCAAGAAAACUCUGUUGGACGAACAUGGACAGUAUCCUGCAUGGAUGAGCCAGCGGCAGGCCAAGAAAAUGAAAGCCAUACGGGUGACUAAGAAAACGGGCAAGGUCAAGAAGAAGAAGGGAAUCGCCUGGUGAAGCAAAUCGAGGCGUUUGGUUUCAAAGACUUGGGAUGUAAUAAUUCUUCUUUGCUGGAAGACUCAUGGAUGCAUGAAAAGCCUGAAAUUCUGCAUUUUUUCUUAUGGGACAGCAGCUUUUUUAUGAGCCAAGAGCCGGUCUUGUUAACAGAAGACACACCAGGGGCCUGUUAUGUUUAAAAUGAAAUAAAGGACCCUGAAUAAAAGGUGA
This is a messenger RNA of Girardinichthys multiradiatus, 734 nucleotides long. It is a transcript of the gene llph, whose product is annotated as LLP homolog, long-term synaptic facilitation factor. The record is from RefSeq and is a predicted model, not a curated record. Lineage: Eukaryota; Metazoa; Chordata; Actinopteri; Cyprinodontiformes; Goodeidae. Gene Ontology annotation, molecular function: RNA binding. Gene Ontology annotation, biological process: dendrite extension. Gene Ontology annotation, cellular component: nucleolus. The transcript is spliced from 3 exons. The coding region runs from base 141 to 524 and encodes 127 amino acids.